UAAAUAGGCUGAAACUUCGCCAUGAGACUCCAGUUCGGCGGCGGCCGUGUUGUGAACGGUGGAAAGGAUGUUACCUAUACUGCUCUUAGCAACUCAGAUCGCGGCGCUCCUAGCUCAGGAUGUGGUCUGUCCAUGUGACAAACCAGAGCUCUGCAAACCAAUCCAGGGCGAGAAGGACUUCGAGGUAUAUGUAUUUGAUGUUGGAGGAAAAAGCUGGAAGUCGUACGACUGGAGUAUGGUGACAACUGUGGCUAUGUUUGGACCCUAUGACCCAGAGCUUAUGUGUUAUGCGCACUCAAAAGGCGCAAGGUUCGUCCUGAAAGGGGAUGUUCCUGUAACUGAAAUUGUGCAUCGUGACAACCGAACUGCCUGGAUCACAGAAAAAGUACAAUUGGCAAAGAAACUGUUUAUGGAUGGGAUCAAUAUUGACAUUGAGCAACCAGUGGAGGCAUUAUCUCGAGAGUACUUUGCUUUAAAUGACCUAGUAAAAGAAACUGCUGAAGCAUUUCAUAAAGAGAUCCCAGGCUCACAGGUGUCAUUUGAUGUGGCAUGGUCACCCACGUGUAUAGACAAGCGUUGCUAUGACUACCAUGCUAUUGCACAGGCAUCUGACUUAAUUUUUGUGAUGUCUUAUGAUGAGCAAAGUCAGAUAUGGGGUGAAUGUAUAGCAAAGGCUAAUGCACCUUUUUUCAAGACGAUGUCUGGAUAUGCUGAAUAUAUGUUGUUGGAUAUCCAUCCAAAGAAGAUGGUGAUGGGGGUUCCCUGGUACGGAUAUGACUACCCAUGUGAGAAGUUCUCAGAGAAGGGGGUGUGCACCAUCCCGAAGGUGCCUUACGAAGGAGCGCCUUGCAGCGANCCGCCACAAACACAUGUGGCUGUGGCCCCAAAUGCUCUGCACCUGGCAGCAGAGCAUCUUCUGGCCAGCAAUGGGGAUAUCCACCAGGUGUGGUAUGAUGACCCACGGAGCAUUUCUCUAAAGGCGGAAUAUGUGAAGAAGCUGGGCCUUCGCGGGAUCGGCAUGUGGAACGGCGAUCUCCUCGAUUACAGCAAUAACACCAUAGCCGAACAGCAGACUCAAGCUAUGUGGGAAGCCCUCAUACCAAAGUGAAAGGGUCCUGGUCGCACAUCUUUUUCUUUAUAAAGACUGAAAGAGGGACCAAAUAACUGCUUCAACCUGAUUUAACACUCCAAAUGAAACUGCUUUUUUCAGUCAUAAGAAUAAGCAUAUAUCCAGCAAAUGCUGGCUCAGUUUUGUCUUUCAAAUGGUAAUAACAAGGAAUUCAAUUAUAAAUACACUUUCUGUUUUGUGUAAUGAUAACUAAUGAAGGAGCUGGAAACACUGGAAAAGAUUCAGAUUUUUCUGAACAUUUACAUGUCUGUAAAUGUCCUACGUUGAUUUCAGUUUGAAUUAAAUGAUUAAUUUAACACUU
Paramormyrops kingsleyae is the source of this 1430-nucleotide messenger RNA. Lineage: Eukaryota; Metazoa; Chordata; Actinopteri; Osteoglossiformes; Mormyridae. The record is from RefSeq and is a predicted model, not a curated record.